Tribolium castaneum (red flour beetle) is the source of this 5709-nucleotide messenger RNA. RefSeq names its product Grunge (gene Gug). Lineage: Eukaryota; Metazoa; Arthropoda; Insecta; Coleoptera; Tenebrionidae. The record is from RefSeq and is a predicted model, not a curated record. Gene Ontology annotation, biological process: regulation of DNA-templated transcription. The transcript has 13 exons. Gene Ontology annotation, cellular component: nucleus. The coding region runs from base 422 to 5233 and encodes 1603 amino acids. Gene Ontology annotation, molecular function: sequence-specific DNA binding; transcription corepressor activity.
ACAAAUCAAGGAAGGCCAAGUUAAAAUGGCUGCCUGAAUCGAUACCACUAUUAUCGGCUAUUUCCAGUGCAAUUUACCGUUUUCGGGGGGCUAUAACCGUGCCCCGAGUGUGCAAACGGGUGUCUGUGGUGUCGCGCGCCCCAAAUCAGUGUUAGUUUCACCCGUGGGGGCCAGCUCGCACCCUUCCUGUCGUCUUUUAUUUAUUAUGUAGCGCCAGCUUUGAGAAAUGUAAUUAAUUGGUAAAAAAUGGCAACAACUCAAGGAGAGAUUAGGGUGGGUCCCGGCAACCAGAGUUCCCAAUUAAUAUAAGACCCGAUCUCAGGCGCGUUUGCCCGAAUACCGACCGGGUGUUUCACCGGAAUUGCUCUCUCCCGAUCCAGAACAGACCCGUAUUAGAGAAGAACUGAGAUGGGUGCCUGCCAUGACCUUAGAUUCGGACCUUUUGAUGUAUUUAAGGGCGGCCAGGUCAAUGGCCGCUUUCGCAGGCAUGUGUGACGGUGGUUGUCCGGAAGAUGGCGCCAAUGCGGCUUCCAGAGAUGACACUACCAUCAACGCACUAGAUGUGUUACAUGACUCGGGAUACGACCCGGGGAAAGCCCUACAAGCGUUAGUCAAAUGUCCGGUGCCGAAAGGCAUCGAUAAGAAAUGGAGCGAAGAGGAAACUAAGCGUUUCGUUAAAGGUUUGAGACAAUUCGGGAAGAAUUUUUUCCGAAUUCGAAAGGACUUAUUACCUCACAGAGAUACGCCCGAAUUGGUCGAAUUUUAUUACUUGUGGAAGAAAACACCAGGAGCCAAUAAUAACAGACCACACAGAAGGCGGCGUCAAGGUUCAUUACGACGUAUCAGAAAUACACGCAAUAGUAGAGGGGGUAACAACGCCCCAUCUGCAGGACGUACCGGAGCCCCAGUCGAGACUGAAAGUAGCCGACCGAGCCCCCAACCAGGCAAAGAACCCGGAGAAACAAGUUCAGUAACCGAAGACGAUAAUUCAGAAGACGACAGUGACAGUCGCGAGGCACAAUACCGUUGUUCCCACUGUUUCACUACUAAUUCUAAAGAUUGGCAGCCUGGUGGUAAAGACCGCCAACUCCUCUGUUGGGAUUGCCGCGCCCACCUUAAGAAAACCAACGAGCUUCCCCCACUCACCGCCCCUGCUGCUAUAAGUGGCACACCUCCAAUCGAAAGUCCCGACGCUAGCCCACAGCGUAUGCGCACAAGAAACAAAGCAGCGAAGGAGCAAAACACGAAUCGUGCGCGACCGAAACGAGGCGGUACGGAGACACCCGAACCGAAAACACCCGUCAAAUCGAGUAACAGUCCAAUGGAGAAGAACACGAAUUCGGCCACGCCUGCUAAGAAGAAAGGGAAGGAGAAGUCGGAAACGCCCUCGAAAAACCGAAAACGAACGCAAGAUAAAACCGAGGAUGCGGAAGUUGAUGAGAAGGAGUUGGGGUUGUUUAAGAAGAAGAGGGAGAGAGCGGAGAGUCCGUCAAGUGUGACAACGGAUUCGGGGUCGAUUAAUGACGAUGUUGAAGCGAAUGAAGGGGAGGGUGAGAGUGGCGAAUCGACCAAUCAGGAGACUAAAGUCAAGGUUGAAAGUGGGGAUGAGAAAGCAGUGGGGACUGUACCGGUGAUUAUGUCGGCGAAAGGGGCCACGCCCACUGAACCACUCCCACUGAAUGUGUCAAUUAGACUACCGGAUGAUAUUAACGAACGGAAAAGUUUGAUCAAAAGUGGGCCUGAAGUUAAGCCAGAAGUGAAAAAGGAAGUGACUAAACCGGAGGUUAAACCGGUCGAAAAAGAAGUCAAAGAGGAGGUCAAAGAACUCCCCGAUAAGUUUAAAACCGAAUUGAUAAUUCCUAAAGUUGUCACAAUGGACAAGGUAAUAAUCAAGGAAGAAGUCGAGUCUAGUAACGAAGCUAUCAAUCCAAAAGAGGAAAAUGUGUAUAAAGAUAACGUGUUUGCUCCGCAAAAUAUGGUCAAGGAUCAAAUCAAUUUCAGUCUAAAAGAACCAGUUUUGAAUCAUUACCCUCAAAACAACCUUCCGUUGAACUUGAAUCAACAACACGGAAACAAGGAUCAAAUCGUCAACAUGAAUCACUCGACUUUCAUCAAAGACAUGAAACAGGAACCUAAUUAUAAUUUCAAUCAAAGCAAGCCACCGCAACUGUGUCACAGUAUGAGCAACAUGAUCAAAAUGGAGCCACGCGACGAGCCAAUGGAAUUGACAAGUCAGACACGAAACGAAUCAUUCGCGAAUAGCUCCGCCCAGAAUCAAGCUCAACCACCCCCACUUAACAUCCCUACCGUCAUCCCCUCCACUCAACUACCGCCAACUUCCACUAGCAGUAAUCGCGAUUACGAAGAAUCCGAAAAACAAAGAGUUGAAAAAUUAGAACGACCGGAACGGUUAGACCGUCCCGAACCAAUCACAUCGACUUCCAUUGGCCAACCUCCAAUUCCAAGUCUAAUGCAAUCGAGUAAUUUGGUUACGAUUGGUGGCAGCCAACCACCGAUGAGCCAUUACGGUUUUAUGACCUACAACCAUCCACAAUCGCCUCGAAGUCACGAUAAGAAUCUUCAAAAUGAACCACAAAAUUUGAAAAUUAAGCAAGAGAUUCCCGACCCGCCCUCGAGUCAAAGCAACGCCCCUUCGUCACACUACACCCAACCGGUCUCGACGGCCAGUUCGUUCAUUCCUCCCUCAUCUAGUCAUUUACCAAGCGAUCCGCUACAAAGUUUGAAAGAUGUGAAAGUUCCCGGGUAUUUACCCCCUCCAUCACAAACCACUCCCAGUAGUAGCGAAAGACCGCCCUCAGGACCCGCCCUCGAUAACAUAAAGAAGGAACCUGAGCCAUCGAAUCGGGCAAGUCCGGCUCAAGUGAUCGAGAAGUCCCCCACUCCGAAAACUACAACCACGCCCACUCCAAUCGCUCAAACUCCGCCUAGCACCAACUCCCCGCAUUCUGCAAUCAACUUGAUUAGCCCAAGUCCGGGAGCACCGCCCCCUAGUAGCAUCCCACAACCAAUCCACGCCUCACAAAGUGGUCACUCCUAUCCGGGGUCGUUGCACCCAUCUCAUGCUCUCAUGCACCCGUCUUUCUUGCACGCAAUGCAUCAGUUCCACACUCACCCCUAUUCAGGUUAUUCGUUCCCUUACCCCUAUCCCUAUCCUGUCCCCCAACCACAUGCGAUACCCCCACCUUCGACACGCCCCGAAUUAUCAAAAACAAUUGAUACGGUUAGUGCAACUGUACUUUCAUCCCAGCACACUUCGAGUAGUACUAUGACAACCAAACGCGAGAUUCGCGAAAAUGACGGUGAGGGGGCGGAGCGUCACCAAACCCACGAAAUGACCUUGACCCACCACCAAUCAACAUCGCAUCACAGUUCAGUGCACGCCAGUAGCGAGAAACAGAGUUACGGAGGCGGAGCCAGUCACUCCAUCACUAUAAGUCACUCCACCUCCACCAGUUCCAGCCAAUCAGUGCAACACAAAGUCAACCAAAAAACAGUAAGGACGAGCUCUCCACACACACCCACCACUCAAGCCACAACGAGUAUAAACCAUUCAACCACACACACCCAUCACCACACACACCACCACGAUAGACUCUCACCGGCCAAUCCCCUACUCCGAAUGCACAAAGCCCCGCCUCCCCAAACCAACCCACACCAUUUAAUGAUACAACCGCCCAGUAUGGGUCACCACCCACAAGCCCUCCCACCGCCCCCAAUGACUGGCAAUAGUUCACUCGAUGCGUUACGUGCACACGCUGCACAAGCCGCAGCCAAUAUGCAACAAGCUCCGCCCACUAAACCACCCCCGGUUGAGGAAAUCAAAGUGGAGCCUGAACCAGAACCAGUCCCUGAAGAAGAGGGACAAACAAGUCCAGUAGGACCGCCUCGAGGCCCCUCCCCCGAACCCCGAGUGGAGGAUACAGAAUGCCACAGGAGCCAAUCAGCAAUAUUUUUACGUCAUUGGAAUCGGGGUGAUUACAAUUCGUGUACGCGAACUGAUCUAACCUUCAAACCGGUUCCGGAUUCGAAACUCGCCCGGAAACGCGAAGAGCGCCUCCGGAAGCAAGCCGAACGUGAGCGCGAGGAACGCGAGAGGGCGCAACAAGCACAAGCCCGGAAAAUCACAACACCGGAAAAACCGGAUAUUAAACCUCCGUCACGUGGGCCUUUAGAGACGGUAUCGUCGCCUUACGAGAGAUUCCCACGGCCUGGGUUCAAUGACACCCCGGCCUUGAGACAGUUAUCAGAGUAUGCGAGACCACAUGCUGGCUUUAGCCCCGGUCAUAUGCAAAGGUCACUCCUACCUCCCGCCCACGUGAUGGACCCCAUAAUGCAGUACCAAUUGAAUAGCAUGUACGGACCUGGGGCCCGAGAGAGGCUAGAGCUCGAACACUUAGAACGCGAGAAACGCGAGCGGGAGAUGCGAGAGAUUCGCGAACGAGAAUUGAACGAGCGAUUGAAGGAGGAGAUUAUGAAAACCGGGAUGCGGGGACCGCCCAACCCGAUGGAUCCCCAUUGGAUGGAAAUACAAAGGAGAUAUGCAGCGGCGGGUCUUGCGGGGCCUGGCGGCCCCGGCCUCCCCCUCCACCACCUGGCCUUCUACCCGGGGGCGGGGAGUAGCGCCCAGCUGACCCAAUUGGAGCGCGAGCGUCUCGAACGUUUGGGUAUUCCCGCCCCUCCAGGCCCGCCCGGACCGCCUGGAGCCCCGCCCGGUCACCCCCACCACCCGGCACACGCCGCCCAAUUGGAAGUCGAGCGUUUGGCGCUUGCCACCGAUCCAAUGGUGCGUCUCCAAAUGGCCGGGAUUUCCCCCGAGUAUCACGCACACACUCACGCACAUACGCAUGCGCACACACACCUACAUCUCCACCCCCAGCAGCAACAGGCGCAACAGGAGGCGGCUGCAGCGGCGGCGGGAUUUCCCCUACCCGCUUCAGGGGCUCCUGGGUACCCCCGUCCGGGGCUGAUUCCUGGACGUGAUGCCCCCUUAGGGUUGCACCACCCGGAUCUUCUAGGGCGGCCGUACGCCGAUCAGUUGGCCCAUCAGGCUGCCGCCCAUGAACAGUUACAGAGACAAAUGUUACUAGAGAGAGAUCGGUUUCCGCCGCAUCCUUCCAUAGUUGCUCAACAUGAGGAGUAUUUGAGGCAACAGAGAGAGCGCGAGCUCAAAGUGCGGGCGUUGGAGGAGGCGGCCAGGGGGUCCAGGCAAUAAGGGGACUUAAUCAAAUAUCAUGUACAAUGUUUGCGAUUUUUAGAAGUAUAUAUAUAACGGUUUUAAUUUUUUUAAGUAUGUUUUGCAAUCAUAGAGAAUAAUUUUGUAUACAAAGUAUUGAUGUUAGUGUUUUUUUAGCUAGUUGGACGAAUUUUAUAUACAGUUAAGAGAUUUUUCUUCUGUGUAUAAUCAUUUUGACCAAGUUUGUAAAUAAGUGAGGUUACAACGUGUCUUUAGUACUUUUUUCAAUUUGUGGCAGUCUUCCUAUAUUCCUUUUCAGUGGUUUUUGUAAAAAUUGUACAUUAUUUUCGUGUUAUUCCACUAAAAUCUAACUCUAAAAACUAACGUAACUAAUUCAUCUGCUUUACUUACGAUCUGAAAGAGUUUUUUGAUCUGUGGUAUUUUAUUUAUAUAAUUUAUGUCUUUAUUUAAUUUUUUGUUCUACACUUCUAAAGAAAUAAAUUUUUUACCAAAGA